Molecule: messenger RNA, 1730 nt
Organism: Cyprinodon variegatus (sheepshead minnow)
Lineage: Eukaryota; Metazoa; Chordata; Actinopteri; Cyprinodontiformes; Cyprinodontidae
Gene: mdm4
Product: MDM4, p53 regulator
Exons: 11
Coding region: 182-1663 (493 amino acids)
Biological process (GO): protein ubiquitination; negative regulation of apoptotic process; regulation of cell cycle
Cellular component (GO): nucleus
Molecular function (GO): ubiquitin-protein transferase activity
Source: RefSeq, a predicted model, not a curated record
UCAUUUUAAAGCAGAAGUUCAUUAACCGUCACUUUUAUUUAGCACUAGCUAGCGUUAAACACUCGUCAAAUAUAAUUGCUGUUCAAUUUAAUGGACUAGCUGUUUAAGGUGGCCGUCUGGAAAUAAACUAAUGAAGAAGAUGUGAAGUAAUGCAGACUCCAAACGGUUUAGCUGUUUUACUAUGAGCUCCCUGUCGGCCCAGCCUCAGGCUUCAAGCUCGUCAUGCAGGACGCUUCCAGGAGAGGGUAAUCAGAUGAAACCUAAAGCCCCUCUUCUGCAGAUCUUGCGUGUGGCUGGAGCAAAGGAGGAUGUAUUCACUCUCAAAGAGGUGAUGCACUAUCUGGGUCAGUACAUCAUGGGGAGGCAGCUAUAUGACAAGCAACGGCAGCACAUAGUCCACUGCCAGGAUGAUCCUCUGGGGGAGCUUCUGGAAGUUGAAAGCUUCUCUGUCAAAAAUCCGAGCCCGGUGUAUGAAAUGCUGAAGAAGUACCUCAUUGUGCUUGGCUGUGACGCUGCAGAGAAUCUUUCUGUGGGCCGUGAGUGUGUAGAUGGCGGAGUGGAGGAUCGUGGUCAGAUGUGUGAGGGUGUGGUUAAAGCAGGAGUGGCGGCCAGAAGCGAUGGGCCUCUUCUGCCGACCCCCUCUCAAAGACGACCUCGUGAUCCAGACGACGAGUCCCUGGACGGCCUCCCACGAUCAGCCUGCAAACGGCCCAAACUUGACGUCAGUCUGGAAGAGUGGGACCUCUCUGGUCUGCCCUGGUGGUUUCUGGGUAAUCUCCGUAACAACUACAGCCGCAGGAGCAAUGGCUCCACUGACAUCCAUACAAACCAACUGUCUCUUGCACAGGAGGAGGACACGGCCAUCGUUUCAGACACCACCGAGGACUUGUGGAUUCUGACAGAGGGAGAGAGCGAACAGGUUAGCGUGGAGAUGAAGGAAGCUGCCUUGGAAGAGGGAAGUGGAGGAGAAGAAGGUUCUCUGGAUGAUGACUAUGGAGGAAAGGAGGAAAAAUCAGACAAAGAGAUGCAAGAAGAACCAGAUGAAGAGUCUCAGUGUUUGAGUGACGACACUGAUACAGAGAUCUCCACGCAGGACGCAUGGCAGUGCACCGAGUGCAGGAAAUACAACACACCGCUGCAGCGCUACUGCGUUCGCUGUUGGGCUCUCCGAAAAAACUGGUACAAAGACGUUCCCCGGCUGGCUCACUCUCUUUCUGUCCCAGACAUCCCAGCCUGUAGCCUUCUCUCUGCCCACGACGAAGAAGACGACAGCGACGCCGGCAUCGACGUCCCAGACUGCAGCAGAACGGUGUCGGACCCCGUCAUCCUGCCCUCCCACUCCACAGCUGACCGACCCAUUCCCACAGCAGGUAUGGGCAAAGGCAAAGGGCCGAUGCCUUCUGGCUUCCACCGGGAGGCUCAGCUCUCAGAGGGGGAAAGCCAGGAAAGCCUGGGCAUGGAGGUCCAGGAUGUUCGGCCGGAGGCGCUGCGGGAGCCCUGCAAGCUGUGUCGAGUGCGUCCUCGUAACGGAAACAUUAUCCACGGGCGAACGGCUCACCUGCUCACUUGUUUCCCAUGUGCACGGAGGCUGCAUAAGUUUCAGGCUCCUUGUCCAGGGUGUGGGAAGAUUAUUCAGAAUGUUAUUAAGAUAUUUAUCCUCUAAAAAGCACAUGAAGGGAUCUGUAGGGGUUAGGGACCUAAAUAGAAACACAACACACAGAUAAACACAU